ACUACCGGCGCGCGGCGCGGAAGAAGCGAUGCGUGUGUGAGUUCGUUGUCGUUUCACUUGAAAAUACACUCUGUGAGUCAUUAUGGCUUCCGAUGACAUCGCACAACUGGCUGACGCUCUCUCCAAGACUCAUGUCGGUGAUGGAGAGUUGAGCUAUAAAGGCCUGGGACUGAAGCUGGAUGAUGCAGAUUCAGUGGAGGAGCUGGUCCGUGAGAUAGAGCAGUACCAGGGACUGAGGGCUCUGCGUCUGGAGGGGAACACUGUCGGUGUGGAGGCAACACAGGCCAUCGCCAAGGCUCUGGAGACCAAAGACCUGCUCCAGAGAUGUUAUUGGAGCGACAUGUUCACAGGAAGACUCCGCUCUGAAAUACCAACAGCUCUGAGGUCAUUGGGCAGUUCAGUAAUGAUUGCAGGAGCCAGGCUGACUGAGUUGGACCUGAGUGAUAAUGCUUUUGGGCCGGACGGUGUGAAGGGAAUCGAGCAGUUGUUGAAAAGCCCGUCCUGCCACAGCUUGAGGGAGCUGAGACUCAACAACUGUGGUAUGGGGGUAGGAGGAGGAAAAAUCUUGGCCGAAGCUCUGGUCCAGUGCUACAGACAGUCAUCAUCCCACGGAGCUCCACUUAAACUCAGAGUCUUCAUCGCAGGGAGGAACCGUCUGGAAAAUGAAGGAGCCAGUGCUCUGGCCAAGGCCUUUCAGAUGAUAGGCAGUCUGGAAGAAGUCCACAUGCCCCAGAAUGGUAUCAACCACAAGGGCGUGGCGGCGUUGGCUUCAGCCAUGCAACACAACCCAGAGCUCCGUGUCCUCAACUUCAACGACAACACCUUCACCAAGAAGGGAACAGUGGCCAUGGCACAGGCUCUGCGGUGUCUGAGGAAUGUCCAGGUGAUCAACUUUGGUGACUGCCUGGUUCGCUCUGAAGGAGCCAUCGCCCUUGCUGCAGUUUUAAGAGAAGGACUGCCAGUCCUCAAGGCGCUGAAUUUGUCGUUUGGUGAGAUCACUGAGGCGGCAGCGCUGGUCGUGGCUCAGGCUGUCAUGGACAAACCUUACAUGGAGAAGGUGGAUCUGAAUGGAAACUGUCUAGGAGAAGAAGGCUGUGAGGCUUUGAGAGAGGUGAUGGAGAGCAUGGAUAAAGGAGACAUUCUGGCAUCACUCAGUGAUGAUGAGGGUGAACCUGAUGACGAGGAAGAGGAGGAGGAGGAGGAGGAGGAGGAUGAUGAUGUGAUUGAUGACUCUAAUGAAGACGAUGAGGAUGAUGAAGACAUUAAGGAAAAUGGUGUCACGAGAAAAGACGACAGACCUGCUAAACAUCAUCACCCAGCCGAGAUCAUGUCCUUUCUCAGCAGCCCCUCAGUUGAGAAACUUCUUCAGCUUGGAGACAUGAGGACAGACCUGCUGCACCAGGUUGACGUGUCUGAUCCCCACAAAUCAGCCGACGUCCUUCUGAAAGUUGCUUCUUUGUAUGGCGAGGAACCGGAGACGAAGACAGCUGUUCUAGAAACUAUUGAUGAUGUACUGAAAAAGCUCCUCUCUGGUUCGACCCUCCAGUCUCACUGCUUCCUCACCUCACUGCUGCUCAUGAUGGGACUACUGAAGGGUGAAGGAAAGAUGAAAAAGGUGUCACUAGUCCCUGGACAUCUGCUGUGUUUGGAACAUGCCAUCCAGCAGGAAUAUUUCCCCCGACAUUAUGCCUCACUGCUUCACAACUUCAUGUCCAAGAACGGUGAUGCUCUCCAUUCCUGUGGCGCUGCCAGAGAGAAGCUGAGCUCUGCUCUGGAGAAGAGGUGCGAUGAAAAACACUGAUCUACAACCACCAGCACUGGAACACACACACACACUCUCUACUGACAUUCAUUUUGACAUCUUUAAAACCGAACAGGAAUGCUUUACUGUUGAAAAAGGGACCGCUGAAAACCACUGCUCUCCUCUCUUAUGAUUGUUGUAUAUUUUAUGAAGGCCUUUCCAAAAACCUUCCAGAAUGUCUUAGUUUGUAUUUUUCUACUAAUAAUUUGGGUUUUUAUUUUUCUAGAAAAUGUAGAUGAAAGUAAUUUAAAAAAAAACUUCACAUGAAAUAACUUGUGGGACUAAUGUGGAAAAAAAACACCCACAUUUGAACCACAACAGUGCAUCGUAUAGUAUGUCAACGAUGCAAUACUAUAAUAAUAGAUUUAAGGUUUCCACUUAAAUAAGAAUAUAUAUUUUUUAACUGCAGCUACAGUGUGUUAUUGAAAAUAAAUGAGAAUUUUGAAUAAAAGAGCAGCUUUUAUUGUUCUGCUGUAGUGAUAGACUGCUGAACACGAUGUUUUGUUUGUUACAUUAAUAUUUUUAAAAUUGCAUAUUGGGGAAAAUAUUGUAGAACAUUCUGGGCCAACUUUCCAGUUACAAUCACCACUCUGCUGCUAAUAAGGUCCGAGUACUGCGUGUAUCAGACUGCACCACAUAACUAAAGAUGGACAUGAGGGUUAGAUUAUUUGCUAGAUUAUCAAAAGUUGAUCAGUUAAUGUGAUUAUUAGAAAUAGCACAGAAAGAUAAAAUAUUCUCUCAAUGAUUGUAAAAACAGACAUUUUUACUCCAGUGAUGUCCUAAUUUGUGGCGCAUCUGUUACCACAAGGUGGCAGCAGCAGCGAGCAUUUAGUGAGUUAAUGUGUGUUUGCAGAGAGAUUUAGCUCAACACAGCUGUGAACCCUGCAUUACUUUCACUACCUCUCAUGGGCUUUAGAAUAUUCAAAUAAUAUAAUACACCAUUAUAUAUUCAAAUAGCAUUUUUGUUAUUAAUGCCCAUCCCUGUUCAUAAAACUGUCCACCUUACGCGGGACCAAAAUCACUUCUCAUUAAUUUUCCUUUAAUUGUUUUUUGAUACAUAAUACUGCUCUUAAAUGACUGUUUCAGUGUGUUACCUUAUGUCGCAUGUCGAUGACGAGAUUGGAACAUUUAAGGGAAGUGGCCGAGAAAGGGAUUAGGGCUGGCUGCAGGAAUUAAUCAUCUAUUUUGAUAAUCGAUUAAUCUGUUUGAGUGUUUUUUAUAAAGCUCUCUGCUUUUUCGGCAUCAUAAAUGUGAACAUUUUCUGGUUUGUUUGCUCCAUAUAACAAGGAAAUUAUUUCAACUGAAUAAUUUUUAAUUUGUGGAUUAGAGAAGACAUUUGAUAACAUGGUUUUUUUUGGACAAAACAAAUCGGCCAAGAAAAUAGUUGAUAAUUGCAAGGCUAAAUGGGAUGCACUUUAAUGGCAUUUUCUGCAUAAUAUUUCUGUUUAGGUUACCUCAUAAGUUGUUCAUUUGAUUGCUAUGUCUUGAAAUAUAACACAUUUAACAAGCCUCA
Solea senegalensis (Senegalese sole) is the source of this 3314-nucleotide messenger RNA. Its product is annotated as ran GTPase-activating protein 1-like. Gene Ontology annotation, biological process: signal transduction; nucleocytoplasmic transport; activation of GTPase activity. The coding region runs from base 83 to 1801 and encodes 572 amino acids. The transcript is spliced from 16 exons. Gene Ontology annotation, molecular function: small GTPase binding; GTPase activator activity. NCBI's taxonomy places the organism in Eukaryota, Metazoa, Chordata, Actinopteri, Pleuronectiformes, Soleidae. Gene Ontology annotation, cellular component: nucleus; perinuclear region of cytoplasm; cytosol. The record is from RefSeq and is a predicted model, not a curated record.